Necator americanus (New World hookworm) is the source of this 1704-nucleotide messenger RNA. RefSeq lists its product as uncharacterized. The transcript has a single exon. The record is from RefSeq and is a predicted model, not a curated record. NCBI's taxonomy places the organism in Eukaryota, Metazoa, Nematoda, Chromadorea, Rhabditida, Ancylostomatidae. Bases 1 to 1704 code for a protein of 567 amino acids.
AUGGCAUCAAAUACGACCGACGACAUGUUCACGAAGAAAAGAAAGGCUGAGGAACGAAAACUCAUAGAAGAAAUCCGCUACAAACGCUCAUGUAUCAGACUAGCUGCAACGUUCCCAGCUGAAGAAGAAAUUCAGAGGAAGAUUCGUAAUUUUUUAAAAGUUAUUGUAAUGCUAACUCGGUCAAAUAACCUCUCCGAUAUGUUUACUAAAACCCGAGGAAAAAGACCUCAACAUUUCGCAAGGGUGGAGGCAACGCUCUAUAAGUGUCGCUUACAGCAGGUCCAUCAAGCGGCCAAUAUUACGAUGGAAAGAAUCGGCGCCGCUGCCCAAGGACUAUCGUUGACGUACGAUUUGUACGGACUGCUUGUGAUGGCAGACAAUAACUUGGCAAACUCGAGAUACGAGUUUUUCAAUGACACGGAGGAAGGAGUGACAUUGGAACCUAGCUUUACCGCCGACUUCAUAGGCAGAGAGGUCGAGUUCAUCAAGGAAUUUCGAAGUCAAGUGGAAACCGAAAUCAGAGAAGCUGAGCUUCAAGAACAAAGAGAAAACCACAUCAACGCCUUCGUCCAGACCAAAGAAGAAAUAGAGCAUCUCCAUUGCGAAUUUAAACAGUAUUAUACGGAAAUUAAAGGACAUGCCCGUAGCCUGAACGAAAACGUUCAUAGCAUUAAGGAAGAACUUCGUCGAGAUUUCAAACAAGGCUUUGCCGAAAUCGAUAAACGGAUUACUAAUCAGAACGAAAACACUCACAGCAUCAAGGAGAAAUUCCCCCUUAACUCAAAACACUACCCCCCCAAAAAAAAAAAAAAAAUUAAACAGAGCGAAAAUAUCAAUAGCAUGCGGGAAAAUCUCCACCGCGAGUUUGGACAAUGCCGUAAAGAAAUAGAGGAGCAGAUUCGGGACCAAAGCGAUAGCAUAAAGGGAAUCAUCGAACUGACCAAAAAUUCGCUUGAGACACAGCUGGCAACUCUUCCCUCUUACGCACCGAAAACAGAUCAAGAGCCAACCAUGCCGAAAGAAAUGGCAUCGGAAAGGACAACAACCAAAAACUGGACAGAAGACCCUACUUCGAAACAUCAAGAAUCUGUAGGACAAAGGAAUGUCAGAGAGGAGGAAGUUGAAGAAGACCUCUUAGAUCUAUAUGACGAUUACGAAUGUACGGAGCAGAAGGAUACAAGCGAAGGAGCUUCAACUUAUACCAGAGAAAGCAUUCGACAAAGAAAAGAGCAUGCAGAGAAGGAGCGGAGCGAGCAACUAGAUGAACGAAAAGCCAGAAUCGAGGAGUUCCUCAGGUACAAUAGGGAAGUACCAGAAAGGAAAAUUAGACGACUCAACUACAUGAGAUCAGAAGAACGCUUCUUAACAUGCUCAUUCUGUUUGGCCAGGGGAGAACAUUACUCAGACAGCUGUCCAGAGUAUGCAACUGUGGAUACGAGAUCGAGAAGAGCACGCUGUGUCUUAUGUCUCGACAGCCGUCAUGACACGGAACAUUGCUGGAGCAAGGGCAAGGCAUGCAUGUAUUGCGGCAGUACGCACCAUAACAAGGCCUUGUGUGCCCUGCCAGAGACGAUAAACAAGCGCCGUAAAGAGCUGGAAAAGGUGAGGGAAGAGCUGCAGACGCUCAAGAACCACCAAAACCGUCAACCAGGGCCCUCGAAUUCACAACCCUGGGGGGAGUGUCACAAACGUGACCAUAGAUAA